AUGCACCUCGAACCCGAGCGCUACGGCGCAACGAAACACGUCGGCAGCAGCGCACCGAAGCACGUGACGCACCGCACGGGCGGCUCGCGGUCCAACUCGCCCACGAGCAGCGACGACGAGCAGACGGACGACACGCUGAAACUCGCGCCCGCGUUGCGUUCCAAGUGGCUGUCGCCCGCGCCGGUCGCCCCCUCGACGGCGGCCGCUGCUGCAGACAGCGCCAAAGCGCGUGUCGGCCUCCACGAGACAGUGCUCGAGCGCUACCACCGCGCCACGUGCACCAAAAUGUACGACGUCGAGGAGCUCAUUGACUACUACUGGCACCGGCGCCUCGCGGCCGUGCCGGCCGUGGUCGUGAGCUACUUGCCGUUCGUGAUUACGCCCAAUCAGAUCACGCUCUUCGGCCUCGGGCUCGGCUGGGCCGCCGCGCUCUGCCUCUACGACGCCGAGUUCCACUACCCGCUGGCCUGGGCGCCCGCGCACUCGCUGCUGGCGGCUGCGCUCCUCAUGUUCGCCUGGAUCGUCUCGGACUGCACGGACGGCCAAGUCGCGCGGCUCUGCAAGCGCGGGACGCGCACGGGCCGCAUCUUGGACGGCGUCGUCGACGGCCUUGUCAUUGCCCCGCACUGCUGGAUCAUGGGCGACAUCAUGCAGCACCACUACGGCGGCCACGCGCUCUACUUCCACUUGGGCUUCUGGUCGGGCAUGUCGCUCUGGCUCCACGCGAUCGUCUACGACAAGAUCAAGAACGUCUACAUGGAGAACGCGCUGCCGCAGUCCGAGUGCGACGGCGAGACAGUGGCGAGCGUGCGCGCCGAGUACCACGUCGCACGCGACCAGUCGGCCUGUGCGCUCGACACGAUCCUCCUCGGCAUCUACACAGUGUACCUCACGGUGCAAGCGAGUUUCACGUCGGACGCUGCGUCGCAGGCCGAGUCCGACCGCCAAGAGCUGCUGGCGACGUGCUCGAGGGAGUACCACACGGCGUACCGGCAACGCUUUAGCGGCCUCGUGCGCCUGGCGUCGUUCUUGGGCAUCAGCGCGCACAUCACCGUGCUCUACGUGGCCUACUUCCUGGCCAUCUUUUACUGGGACGUGAUCUUUUACGUGCAGUUCUACUCGCUCGUGCUGCUCAAUGGCGUCCUGGCCGUCGUGCUCGUGCAGUACCAGCGGUCCGGCAUGAGUGCGUACAUGCCGACCAAAGAAGGGACGAUAUGA
This is a messenger RNA of Hyaloperonospora brassicae, 1218 nucleotides long. The record is from the annotation of a GenBank genome assembly. Lineage: Eukaryota; Oomycota; Peronosporomycetes; Peronosporales; Peronosporaceae.